Molecule: messenger RNA, 1720 nt
Organism: Thrips palmi
Lineage: Eukaryota; Metazoa; Arthropoda; Insecta; Thysanoptera; Thripidae
Gene: TrpRS
Product: tryptophan--tRNA ligase, cytoplasmic
Exons: 7
Coding region: 141-1373 (410 amino acids)
Biological process (GO): tryptophanyl-tRNA aminoacylation
Cellular component (GO): cytoplasm
Molecular function (GO): tryptophan-tRNA ligase activity; ATP binding
Source: RefSeq, a predicted model, not a curated record
GCCUGACGUUAUUUGCAGAGGGAUGCACUGUUGGCAGGUGGUGCACGUAAAUAAGGAAGGACUUAACCCCCACAAGAUUGAAGUAAAAUCUCGCCCAGUGAGAAUUCAUCGGACUGUUUUAUUUGUUCAUAAAAGAAGACAUGGCCACUGAAGUUUCUAUAACCCCGCCGCAAAGUCCGGAGAAGAAAAUUGGAAAUGAAGAGGAAGACGACGUGGUGGAUCCGUGGAACGUCGUCAGCAAGUCUCAAACCGGGGUCGAUUACGACAAAUUAAUCAAGAAAUUUGGAAGUUCCAAGGUAGAUGCUGAACUGCUACAAAGGAUUGAGAAGGUAACGGGGAAACGACCCCAUCACCUCUUGAGGAGGGGCAUGUUUAUGUCCCACAGAGACAUGCACACUAUUUUGAAUGAAGUUGAAAAAGGAAAGCCGUUUUAUUUGUACACUGGUCGUGGUCCAUCUUCUGAUGCGAUGCAUAUGGGUCAUCUUAUACCUUUCUUCUUUACCAAGUGGCUUCAGGAGGUAUUUGAUGUACCCUUAGUUAUCCAGCUAACUGAUGAUGAGAAGUUCCUUUGGAAAGAUCUCGACAUGGACAAAGCCAGAAAGCUUGCAGUUGAAAAUGCUAAAGACAUAAUUGCUUGUGGAUUUGAUGUUGAUAAGACCUUCAUAUUUGCUGAUUUGGACUUCAUAGGUCAAUGUCCGGAAUUCUAUCAGAAUAUGGUGCGCAUUCAGAAAUGUGUGACAUUUAAUCAGGUGAAAGGUAUCUUUGGAUUUGGGGACAGCGAUUGCAUAGGAAAGAUCAGUUUUCCUGCGGUUCAGGCUACUCCUUGUCUCUCUUCCUCAUUUCCAUUUAUAUUUAAUAAGGCAAAACUACCUUGUCUUAUUCCUUGUGCAAUUGAUCAGGAUCCUUACUUCAGGAUGACUAGGGAUGUUGCACCACGUCUUGGGGCCCAGAAGCCUGCUCUGAUUCAUUCAGUGUUCUUCCCUGCUCUACAAGGAGCCAUGACCAAAAUGUCUGCUUCGGAUAAUAACUCUGCUAUUUUUCUAAAUGACACACCCAAACAAAUCAAGAACAAGGUUAACAAGCAUGCAUUCUCUGGUGGGCAAGCCACUAUUGAAGAGCACAGAGAGAAAGGUGGUAACUGUGAUGUUGAUAUAGCUUACCAGUAUCUCACCUUCUUUUUAGAAGAUGAUGAAAGACUAGAGCAAAUUCGGAAGGAUUACUCUAGUGGUGCUAUGCUGACUGGUGAGAUAAAGAAACUUCUUAUUGAUACAAUCACUCCGAUUGUCACUGAACAUCAAGAGCGAAGAAAAACUAUCACAGACGAAACUGUAAAAGAAUUUAUGAGGCCUCGGAAACUAAAGUAUACCUAUUAAGUAAAAUGGAAAUUGAUGAUGUCUUCUUAUUUUAAUAUUGACAUUAUUUGAUGGUACUGUCAAAUAUUGUACUUACUGCUAUCAAUUAUUUCAAAAUCAAUUGGCAGGGCUUUAUCCUUUUUGUAGGGUUACCCAUGUCUCUUUUUGAGAAAAGUAUUUGGACAGUAUUUAACAGUUUUGUAGGAAGUGGACAUCUGUUUGAGAAUGAAUGUAUUUAUUUAUUGAUGGAAUUUAGAACGUGAUGAAUUGCUGUAAACAAGGAAGAUUGCACUUACUUAGCCAUUAAAAAAUGUCUUGUAAGGAAAAUAAACUUUUCUGUGAUCAUAAUGGUUGCUGACACAUUUCAA